Molecule: messenger RNA, 1303 nt
Organism: Leptonychotes weddellii (Weddell seal)
Lineage: Eukaryota; Metazoa; Chordata; Mammalia; Carnivora; Phocidae
Source: RefSeq, a predicted model, not a curated record
AUGUGGGAGAAGGCCAUCAAACUGAGCAAAGAGUUGGCUGAGACUUAUGAGAGCAAAGUAUUUGACUACGAGGGCCUCGGCAACCUGCUGAAAAAAAGAGCCUCGUUUUAUGAGAACAUCAUUAAAGCAAUGAGGCCUCAGCCUGAAUACUUUGCUGUUGGCUACUACGGACAGGGCUUUCCUUCUUUCCUUCGGAACAAAAUCUUCAUCUACCGGGGGAAGGAGUACGAGAGGCGAGAAGACUUCAGCCUGAGGUUGCUGACCCAGUUCCCCAAUGCCGAGAAGAUGACCAGCACCACGCCCCCGGGAGAGGACAUCAAGUCGUCCCCAAAGCAGUACAUGCAGUGUUUCACCGUAAAGCCGGUGAUGAGCCUGCCGCCCAGCUACAAGGACAAACCAGUUCCAGAGCAGAUCUUAAACUACUAUAGAGCCAAUGAAGUGCAGCAGUUCAGAUAUUCCAGGCCAUUCUGGAAAGGAGAGAAGGAUCCAGACAAUGAAUUUGCUACCAUGUGGAUCGAAAGGACCACGUAUACAACUGCAUACACCUUUCCUGGGAUUCUCAAGUGGUUUGAAGUCAAACAAAUUUCAACGGAGGAAAUCAGCCCCCUGGAGAAUGCCAUAGAAACCAUGGAACUCACCAAUGAGAAGAUCAGCAACUGUGUCCAGCAGCAUGCCUGGGACCGAGCCCUCUCUGUGCACCCUCUCUCCAUGCUGCUCAGUGGCAUCGUGGACCCAGCUGUCAUGGGGGGCUACUCCAACUAUGAAAAGGUGAAUCCCGUGUGUCUCCAUGCCUCUCUCCGUGGCACCGUGCCCCCAGUGAAUUCGUUGCUUACAGCUCGCCUGAGAGAUUUUUCACUCUGCCUUCUUCACUUCUUUUACAAGUGAAAUUAAUGAAAAGCAUGUCCUUGACCUCACACCUCCUAGAGACCCCCAGCAACCCCGCCAGGGUUAGGCCAUGGCCUGGUAAGGAGUCACUGAAAGAUCAAUCUAAUAUACCACGUCUGGUUGAUCUACCUGCUGUUCCCUCUCCCACUCCCCCUCUCCCCUGUGGGAGAUGCAGAACUCAGGAUGCUCUGGAAGUGAAGAAGCAUCUGUGGGAGAGGCAGAGCUGUGCUCUAGUUAAAAUGAGCUUCUAGAAACACCCACCCCGACUUGGUGUGCCGUAGGUUGUUUGGACAAACGCUGGCCCUGGCUACACAGUUACAUUAGUUCAACUAAGUGUCAUAUCUUUUAUUCUGGAGAAACAAGAAAAGAGUACUCACCAGAUGUGAAUCCAUUGCAUAGGGUUUGGAUGUAGCACCAU